AGCUUGGGCACUUGUUCGCGUCACUCGUGUUGUUUUCCGCGGCUCGACUCGAGCUACACCUGUGAUGGCAUCCCGACAGCGCUCAGGAACCAGAACCCUCAAGGUGGUGGUGGCCGUGGCGUUCGCAGUUAGGCUUGCCAAGUUGUUGCCCACAUCCCUAUGUUCAUUGAUACAGCCACUGCCACUGUUUCUUUUUGAGACACCGCGUCGUGGGAAGGUGAGGGUCUAUCACUACACCAACAAGGCAGGCUAUGAAGGCAUUCUUGAGAGUGGAUGCAUCCAGCCAUCAGACAUCAGGCAGGGUGACGCAUCCUACGGAAGCAGCGUCUACGCAACAGAGCUCGACCCAUCCGUCCCCUUUUACGCUAUUCUGCACAACAACUAUGACAUGGAUGGUGGCAUCCAAGGCCGAGGGGAAGCCAGGAUGGACAGAGCAGACUACGUGUUUGCUUUUGAUUUGGACAUUUCAUCAGUGGAAUUCAUAGACAAUGCCGGCAGAAGAUCGGUCUUGUGCAUUGGCGGUGGAGACAAGAUGAAAGUUGACGAUGCUCUCUACUUUGGGAAAGCAACAAUAGCAGCUGAUGUGUUGAAGAACAGAGGGAAAAAGGUGUUGGUCUAUCACUACACAAACAAGGAGGGCUAUGAGCGCAUCCUUGCGAAUGGAUACAUUUUGCCAGAGGACCUCACCACUUUGAAAACUUUGGCACAGGUGGCGCAUCCUUCAUCACCGAUUUACACCAUUCUUCACAACAUGUAUGGCGGUCUACAGGCACAGGUGAUGAGAGGUGUUCGUGGAACUUCGGCGCAUCCUUCAUCACCGAUUUACACCAUUCUUCACAACAUGUAUGGCGGUCAUUUCAACGGAAGAGGGAAGGACAUGUUGGACAGAGCAGACUACGUUUUUGCAUUCCUUCUUCCAGCGGACAAAGUGGACAUGUUGAAGAGGGUACCUUUCUCCCAGAAUACGGGAAAGGUCAUGAGCCUUGGUCAUGGAAAGAGGGUGGACAUCACUGAAGCUUUCUACCAUGGAGCUUCUGCAGAUGCGUUUCAUGAAACUGGCUUAAAUCACAGUGUCUUCGAAAGUGAAGAAGAGGUGCUGAUGUACCUCCAGAUCUAUGAUGCUGUAAAUAAGCAGGGUAAGUAAGCAAACUCAAAGUGAUUUUAUAGAGGCUACUUAGCUACUUACCCUUGGAGAUGGGACAAUUUGCUGGUAUUUUUUUUGAUGCCCUGGUCUCUGCUGAGAAAACUUGUACAUAUUCCAGCUUAAUCCAAAUUUGCCAGAUUGUGAAA
This is a messenger RNA of Cladocopium goreaui, 1290 nucleotides long. NCBI's taxonomy places the organism in Eukaryota, Dinophyceae, Suessiales, Symbiodiniaceae. The record is from the annotation of a GenBank genome assembly.